Messenger RNA from Aspergillus candidus, 3303 nucleotides. RefSeq names its product phosphatidylinositol-3,5-bisphosphate 5-phosphatase. Gene Ontology annotation, cellular component: intracellular membrane-bounded organelle. The transcript has a single exon. Gene Ontology annotation, molecular function: phosphatidylinositol-3,5-bisphosphate 5-phosphatase activity. Lineage: Eukaryota; Fungi; Ascomycota; Eurotiomycetes; Eurotiales; Aspergillaceae. The record is from RefSeq and is a predicted model, not a curated record. Gene Ontology annotation, biological process: phosphatidylinositol dephosphorylation. The coding region runs from base 113 to 3202 and encodes 1029 amino acids.
CUCCAGCUCACCCGACUUGGCUUGCAUAUAUCUUUGCUUUGGUUGAUGUGAUGGAUUCCAGGUCAUAUCUAUAAGCUUACCUGCAGCAGCAGCUUCCUAGCCGUUUUGGAUAAUGGAGAACUCCAAUGAAUCGCGUCCCCAAGAGGCGGCGGAAGAAAGAGGCUCUGCAUAUGGAGACGACAGCUCCUCGCGAGAUCCCUCUUUAACCGAUGUCAUUCCGGCGGAAUCACUACCAGACCGCCAUGCGUUGGUUACAAACACCCCGUUGACGUCCGGCCAGAAAUUACCGGAAGAACCCGCACAUGCGUUGGCCCGGAAGCCAUCUGACCAAGAAGACUACUCCCGGCUUGCUGCAGCUGUUCCGUUCGGUCCGCUACCAUACAAACCAGCCCCCGUGGCACCAAUCAGUGAUACUGGUGGCGAUGAGGAAGACGAGGAGCCUCAGGUGGCAACGUCGUUCGAGCGCGAUUCGACCCCGACUUCGGCCCAGAAGCAUCGCUCGGUCUUCUUUGACACGGGCGACGAAGGGAUCCAGAGGAUGCAUAGAUUCUCGCUGCACGAGACGGCGACACGGUUCUACGUGGUCGGGAUGGACCUGUCGGAUACACGGUUUAGGAUUCUGAAGAUCGAUCGGACCUCGGAUGGCGGAGAUCUGAGCGUCUCGGAUGAUGAUAUCGUAUAUACGAAGAGGGAAAUGAGCCAGCUGUUGGAUGCUAUCGAUGAUGGGAACAAAAGUACUGGCGGUUUGAAGCUCAAGUGCAGCGCUUGGGCCCUUCUGGGGUUUAUCCGCUUGACAGGGGCAUAUUACAUGCUUCUGGCCACAAAAAGAAGCCAGGUGGCCAUGCUAGGCGGCCACUAUGUCUACCAGAUCGACGGGACUGAAUUGAUCUCCCUGACAACGUCGAACUCAGCCCGUGCCAAGCCGGAGAAGAACCCAGACGAGGCAAGGUAUAUCGCGAUAUUGAACAACCUCGACUUGACGCGCUCCUUCUAUUUCAGUUACUCUUAUGACAUCACCCACACACUGCAGCACAACAUCUGUCGAGACCGCAAACUCCACCGGGAUGGACACCCGAAGCAAUUCGAGCAGGACUACAACACGAUGUUUAUCUGGAAUCAUCAUCUACUUGGUCCGGCAAUGGAGUCUCUCAAGAAACCAUAUGACUGGUGUUUGCCAAUCAUCCAUGGAUACGUUGACCAAUCGAAGAUGUCGGUAUAUGGGCGACUGGUAUACAUCACCAUUAUUGCCCGCCGGUCCCGUUUUUUCGCUGGAGCUCGCUUUCUGAAAAGAGGUGCCAACGACCUGGGCUAUGUAGCUAAUGACGUCGAGACUGAACAAAUCGUGUCGGAGGCGACCACAACCUCGUUCCACGCCGCGGGUCCACAUCUUUACGCCAACCCGCAAUACACCUCGUACGUCCAGCACCGCGGGAGUAUUCCCCUCUACUGGACGCAAGAAAGCUCGGGGGUCUCACCAAAACCAGACAUCGAGCUGAAUCUCGUGGAUCCUUUCUACUCCGCAGCCGCUUUGCACUUUGACAAUCUGUUUGAGAGAUAUGGUGCCCCGGUCUAUGUUUUGAACCUCAUAAAAUCACGGGAGCGAACGCCUCGCGAGUCCAAACUACUCAAGGAAUUCACGAAUGCGAUCACCUAUCUCAACCAGUUUCUCCCGGACGACAAGAAGAUCAUCUACCAGCCCUGGGAUAUGAGUCGUGCUGCCAAGAGCCGUGACCAGGAUGUCAUUGGGGUUUUGGAACAUAUCGCGGGCGAAAUCAUACCCAAGACAGGAUUCUUCCAGAAUGGAUACGAUGCCGAAUCAGGAUUGAGGCUUCAGAACGGGAUAGCGAGAACGAACUGUAUAGACUGCCUAGACCGCACGAAUGCCGCCCAAUUUGUGGUGGGUAAAAACGCGCUGGGGCACCAGCUCCACGCACUAGGCAUCAUCGAAGGGACAACGGUCGAAUAUGACACGGAUGCUGUCAAUCUCUUCACCGACAUGUGGCAUGACCACGGCGACACGAUUGCCAUCCAAUACGGUGGCUCUCACCUGGUCAACACGAUGGCCACCUACCGCAAGAUCAACCAGUGGAGCAGCCACUCGCGUGACAUGGUAGAGAGCUUCAAGCGGUACUACAACAACUCGUUCCUGGACGCCCAGCGCCAAGAGGCAUACAACCUGUUCCUGGGCAAUUACGUCUUCUGUCAAGGCCAGCCCAUGCUGUGGGACCUAUCAACAGACUACUACCUGCACCACUCGGACCCCCGCUCCUGGUCGACCAUGAAACGGCCAAACUAUAUCCGCUGGUAUACGCCCGCUCAUCUCGAGGAACGGGAACUGCCACCUCCGCCGCGGAUCCCCGCGGAUCCCCUCUCCCGCUACGACGACUACUGGCUUGAAUACUACCGCCCACUGGCAGUCUCCUCGUUCUCGAAAGUCUUCUCCUACAAGAUGAAGUCCUCCCCUCAAUACCUCCCCCUCCGACCCACACCAGGCACGCAAAACGAGCUCAGCCCCUUCGUCGUCCGCAUCCCCCACGAACAGCAAGCAAACCAAGACAGACACCAUCCCCACCCCCCUAGGAUGGUCAAAAUCCAAGAACCCGACCCCACCGCCAGCUGGUCCAAGAACCCGCCCCCAACAGACAAACAGCGCCCCGCCAACGGGAUCAUGAAACCCACCACCACCACCACAUCCACCACCCACUCCAUGGGCGCCGCAUCCUCCUUUAACACCAACACCAACAACAACAACAAUAACCUCAGACCCACCAUAGACUCCACCACAACCACAACAACAACAACCCCCAGCAAAGCCCAGUUCGCCCAGUGGACGCUAAACCACCUCGUAACAGAUUCCCUCAACCCCUCCGUCACGCACACCGAAGCCGAAGAAUACGAGCGCUACAUCAACCACCCACUGCGCGUCCCCCUCGUCGUAUCCUCCGAGGACGAACUCACCGCGACGUCCAUCCGCGAGAACGCCACGAACCUCGACCUCCUCGAGUACGCUAACAAGUGUAAUGUCGAGGAGGGCGCGCUGGAAGCCAACGCCGAGGAGAAUCUCGCUGAUUAUGGCGAGUUUCUCAAUGUCUCUGACGGGGGGUUGACUGUUGUUGCGGAGGAUUAUGAGAAGAAGAGGUAUAAGCGGUAUAGGCAGUGGUUGCGGGGGAAGAGCUUGUUUAAGCAGCGGGUUGAUGUGUAAAUUUUAUUUGGUGGUGGUUUUUGUAUAUCUACAUGUUUUGGUUUUAUACUUACGAUUUAAUGACCUUUUCAAUGAACGAUACCCAUGACAGACUUGAUAAA